This is a messenger RNA of Cadophora gregata, 1497 nucleotides long. RefSeq lists its product as uncharacterized. The record is from RefSeq and is a predicted model, not a curated record. Gene Ontology annotation, cellular component: actin cortical patch. Lineage: Eukaryota; Fungi; Ascomycota; Leotiomycetes; Helotiales; Ploettnerulaceae. The coding region runs from base 1 to 1497 and encodes 498 amino acids. The transcript has 3 exons. Gene Ontology annotation, molecular function: Arp2/3 complex binding. Gene Ontology annotation, biological process: endocytosis; actin cortical patch assembly; actin cortical patch localization.
AUGGAGGAGUUCGAGUACUCUCUCGAGAACGAGCAGCAGUUCUGGGACGAACUCGAGGAUAUCGUAUCUGCGAACUGCCCUUCCCACCAAUUGAUCGAUAAUGCGCUGCGAUCUUUCCUCCACUUUACGACAAAGUUCAAGGACGAGUACCUGAAUUCCGAUCACGACUUCGCGCAAUGUCUCCAGAAACUCUUGCAGAGCGAGCUGUUUCAGGCGAAUAAGAAUUAUGUGAGGAUUCAGAUUGUCUACAGUCUACUGCAGGAAGAUGAGGCAGCGACACUCUACGUAAUUUCGAGCUUCUUACUAUUUGACGGGAGGCAGAAUGAGGCAACGUUUGAGAUGAUGAAUACCGAGGGCUGCUUCCUACGGCUAGUGGAUUUGAUUAAGAUGGGAAAGAGGGACGAUGCAAGGUUACAUCGAAUGCUAUUAGAAUUGUUAUAUGAGAUGUCUCGUUGCCAACCUCUCAGUGGUCUGGACCUGAGUCAGGUAGACGAUGAAUUCGUUGUCAUGCUCUUGCAGAUAAUUGAAGAAUUAUCCGACGACGUAGACGACCCAUAUCAUUACCCAGUCAUUCGGGUACUACUGGUUUUGAACGAGCAAUGGAUGGUAGCAUCUACGCGAUCACCUUUGGAACCUGAUUCUCCCUCUACACCUCUCACAAACCGUGUAAUCAAGAUCCUAUCUCUCCAUGGCUCCUCUUACAUGACAUUCGGGGAGAAUAUUAUCCUCCUCCUCAAUCGGGAAACAGAAACUUCCCUCCAACUCCUCAUCCUCAAGCUACUUUACCUCCUUUUCACUACACGAGCAACGCACGAAUAUUUCUACACCAACGACUUACGAGUCCUCUUGGAUGUCAUAAUCCGUAACCUUCUCGACCUACCGAACGAGCUGGUCUCCCUGCGCCAUACCUAUCUGCGAGUCAUGUACCCCCUCUUGGCGCACACACAGCUCAACCAACCACCCUACUACAAGCAUGACGAGAUCCUCAAAGUCCUCAGCAUUCUCGGUGGCUCCGGAAACGCACAUUGGGAACCCGCCGACGAAACAACAGUCCGCCUCGUACACCGCGUUGCAAAAGUACCCUGGCUCCGAGACGACGACGUCGUAAGCGAAGGAGAAGUAGCGCGGAAGCUCCUUGGGAUCUCUCUCUCGCCCACACAAACCGCGAGCAUGGUAAGCGUAGUCGAUGUAGCAGGAGUAAUGGAAAAGCCAGGCGUGCAGACACCAAGCAGGAAGCUGGAAUUCGAGGAGGGAGUGCUCGAUCAUGAUAGAGAGAAGGGAGAGAAAGAAAACCUGGAGAGCCAGGAAAGGACGACUCCUACAAAGAGACAUCCUCCCCCUCCGGUACGGAGCAGGAGACAUGCCCCUCCUCCAGCUCCGCCUCUGAUCCAAGUCAACGGCGGCAAGAAAUUGCCUCCAAAAGCGCCUCCUAGGAGGCGCACAAAGCUCAAAUCGAUGUCCUCGUCGGGGAAUCUCGAGCACCAAGCUCAAGAGUAA